Molecule: messenger RNA, 3355 nt
Organism: Notolabrus celidotus (New Zealand spotty)
Lineage: Eukaryota; Metazoa; Chordata; Actinopteri; Labriformes; Labridae
Gene: asb7
Product: ankyrin repeat and SOCS box containing 7
Exons: 5
Coding region: 334-1329 (331 amino acids)
Biological process (GO): intracellular signal transduction
Molecular function (GO): protein binding
Source: RefSeq, a predicted model, not a curated record
GCUUUUAUUUUGAAGGAUUGUAGGUGGAAGUUUCAUUGUUUUUGCUGCUGGGGUCAAACUCACAGAGACUUUGUUGUUAAAGCUGAUUGAUCAACAGAGAAAUGAUGCUCGGUAUGUCCCACACCGACAUGUAGACAACUUUGAAGAGAUCAUCUCGGUAUUCAGAGCUGGAUUUGAAUGAAGGGGCGCAGGAACAUGACGCGUUGAUUCCUCACAUUCCUCCUGUCUGAGUGAACCGUCGGCUUAGUGUCUAUAAUCUGGCUGCAGAGUGCCUCCUGUGUCCUCUUCAGCCCUCCUGUAGUGCAGCUGUAUAUUUACAGGUGCAGCUCCGAUAUGACUAAGAGAAGCACGUCUCUGCAGCUUGUCAAAAGGAUGCUGAACCAUCACUGCAGAAGGAACCCUGAGCUUCAUGAGGAGCUACAGAUUCAGGCGGCGGUGGCAGCAGGGGACGUCUGCACCGUCCGGCGGAUGCUGGAGCAAGGGUACUCGCCUAAGAUCAGAGAUGCCAACGGCUGGACGCUCCUUCACUUCUCUGCUGCCAAAGGAAAAGAGAGAUGUGUGCGAGUCUUCCUGGAGCAUGGAGCCGACCCCACAGUAAAGGACUUCAUCGGAGGCUUCACAGCACUUCACUACGCUGCCAUGCACGGCAGAGCACGAAUCGCCCGGCUGAUGCUGGAAUCUGAGUUUCGCAGUGACAUUAUAAACGCUAAGAGCAACGACGGCUGGACGCCGCUGCAUGUGGCCGCCCACUACGGCCGAGACUCGUUUGUACGCCUCCUCCUCGAGUUCAGGGCCGAGGUGGACCCGCUGAGUGACAAAGGCACCACGCCGCUGCAGUUGGCCAUCAUCCGUGAGCGCUCCAGCUGUGUACGAAUCCUUCUGGAUCACAGCGCCAACAUUGACAUUCAAAACGGCUUCCUGCUGCGGUACGCCGUCAUCAAAGGCAAUCACUCUUACUGCCGCAUGUUUCUGCAGAGGGGAGCGGACACUAACCUGGGACGUCUUGAGGACGGUCAGACCCCUCUGCACCUGUCGGCCCUCAGGGAUGAUGUGUUGUGUGCCCAGAUGCUCUACAUGUACGGGGCUGACACCAAUACCAGGAACUAUGAGGGCCAGACACCGGUAGCUGUGUCUGUUAGCAUGUCGGAGAUCAGUCGGCCCUGUCUGGAUUUUCUACAGGAGGUCACCAGACAACCUCGGACUCUGCAAGACUUGUGCCGAAUAAAAAUUCGCAACUGCAUCGGCCUUCAGAGCCUGAAGUUCUUGGAGGAUCUACCGAUCGCGAAGGUUAUGAAAGACUAUUUAAAACACAAGUUCGACAACGUGUGAACGAGGAGAGGAGAGGCAGACUACAAACUCUCUGCUGUCAUUCACAAAGACUAUGCAAUAACUCUGCUCCCUGUCUGCAGGAAAGGUCCACAGGUCUGUGUACGUGCUGAAGUCCUCUUCGUUCAUCCAGUUUAGAACAUUAAAGAGUUUGCUGCUCAUGCUCUCGAUUUCAGCCUUCUUUGGGUUAAGAACAGCUGCUAAAGGAACAACAGUAGAUCUUCCUCCUGUGUGCAGUCUGUGGGAGAAAGGACAACGUCAGUUCACUGCAGAAAGCAUUGUUAUGAAAUGUGCAUGAUGAUAUAGAUGCCUGGUCAGGUUGUGUAUUUUAACACCUCUCACUCCCUGAUUUUGUUUCAAUGAUUCAACAGUAAUGUUAAAACAGUGCAAUCAUUAACAUCACAGUUUGUUUAGUGACUUAUAACCAGAGAGCACUCACGCUGUACUCAGUGCUCACUGGUUUUGAGUUAAACUGGGCUGGUCUGACCUGCAGGAGAGUGCAAUGUGAAAUCAGUUUGGUACAGAUUCCACUCUCUGAAAUGUCUUCCCUCUGAUGAAUUCACAAAAUCCUCUUUCAGUAUCAAACUGACGGGAUGUUUAGUGCUGCAACAUAGAGCUGUAACAAAUUCAAGGUGUGUUUCUGACAUAGAAUAACUCAGCAGAUUGACUUCACUCUGUGGGAGGUGAAACCCAGGAUCUUAAACCUGGGACCUGUUCUUUUUUAGUUUCAUUAAACAAACGUUUAUAAGCUGAAACAAUCUGCUGGAGCAAUGCCAAACAUGCUGUAGAUCAGCGUUCAGGACGAAUGCACCCUGAGUUUCUCUUCAACACGUCACAGUUACACGACUAUACAGACGAGGGCAGCAGUAAAACAGGAACUCCUUGUUUGUUUAUUUAAUUUUUGUUUUUGUCAACACAGCGAUGGCUAUGAAAAGAGCGAGUUUAAAAAAAAUCAUCUUCCUUUUAAAGGUACUGUAAGGAUUUUUGAACUUAUAUUGAAAUAGUCUCACUCUCAUGCCUCGGAUGUAGCUACAAAUCAAUACAUUACCUCAUCACUCAAUCCUGAUAAAAGAUGUCUUGAACAAAAAAAUCUGGAUUAAAUAGAAGAUCUGUUAAUGAAUUUAAUUCAGCAACAAAGGGGGCUACUGCUCAUGGGAAAUACAGCCUUCAUCCCUGGAAACACUACUGACUUCAUCCAGAGGGGGCGCCUAAAUCAACACAACAACAAAAACUCCUUACAGUGCCUUUAAUAAAAAGCUCUCUCUGUGUCUGUAUGGAUCCUUCCUGUAAUGUCAGAGUGUCAGUCUGAGCCUGUCAGGGACCAAAACCGGAGCAUUAAGUGGACGUUGAUGGAGCACAUUUGUUCCAAAGGAUGUUUUAUGUACCCAUCAGUCAUCUAGACCCAACUUAAAGAAAUGUCAGAAGAGAGCUGAGGUUUAAAAACACCAGAUUCUCUCUUGGCGUGUUUCUCUCUGAUGUACAAACUCACCUCACAGAAAACCUGUAUCUCAUGCUGCAGAUGGUUGUGGAACUCUAAAUGAAGCUGUUGUGCUGUAGUCGACUUGAAAGCAGGUUUCUGUUCUCUUUCUCCUCCAUGUGUUGAACAUUUGAGUCUGGAGUGAGUGUUUGAAGCAGCCAUCAGAAUGGUAAAGUCUGUACUGGAUAACACUUCCACACAAUCAGUAGACGCUACAGUCAGUGUAAAUAUGUUACAUGUACAACAGAUAUUUUUGUAGAAUUUAUUUAAGCAAUGACCUCUGGUAUUCUUAAUGUAUUUAAAGUUUGGACAGUGUUGUGAUCUGUGUGGUGUGACCUGACUGUUUCUUUUCUGUGUGUCUGAGUUGAAACGCUCUCUUGUACAAAAAUAAUUUGGAAUCAAGUGUUCUCUCAUUUUUAAGGCAGAAAUGUUGGGUGCUUUCUUAAAAUUCAUCAUCUCCUGCAGGUAACUGUGGUGGAGAUAAUACUGUGAAUUUUUAAUUUUGAACAUUAAAAAUAAAAUGUAGACUUUGGGGUUUAAACGCUGCCUGCA